Molecule: messenger RNA, 2058 nt
Organism: Engraulis encrasicolus (European anchovy)
Lineage: Eukaryota; Metazoa; Chordata; Actinopteri; Clupeiformes; Engraulidae
Gene: polg2
Product: polymerase (DNA directed), gamma 2, accessory subunit
Exons: 8
Coding region: 495-1850 (451 amino acids)
Biological process (GO): mitochondrial DNA replication
Cellular component (GO): mitochondrion; cytoplasm
Source: RefSeq, a predicted model, not a curated record
UCGUGUUGCACUUGGCCCCUCCGGCCGCUAUACAUCGAUGGACUACGAUCCUAGCGCAUGGGUCGUUGAACUUGCGAUUUUAGACCAUAUUUGCGUGUUUUUGUUACAUUUACACACAGUUUGACAUAGCCCUGGAACUAUUUGAAGGCUGUUACAUCUUUAAGUGCAAAAUAUCAUUGUGAAUUUUUUGUUUUAACCAGAAACGCUUUCACCCGGAACUACAUUCAAAAUGUGUUUCAGCAAACUGUCCGUCCUUGUGUUGUGUGCACGUUCCACGAUAGCUGUCUUCUUGAACAUUGCUCUGAUUUUGAGACUGUUAGAUCUAAGAGAACGCUCAACACACGGCCGUGAUUAAAAGUAUGUAUUAGUUGUCAGGAGAGGGCUUGACAAUAUUGUGCAAUAUCAGAGGAUCCACGACAGAAAGACACCCGAAGCAGGGCAUGGACAGGUGACAUUGCAGGUUGUCUUCAUUGGAGUUGAGUAGCAAUGUUUACAUGACGAUGUUCACCUACUGUGUCAGAAGACGUGUUAUACAAAUACACGGCAAGCACAUAACCCGAUGGAUGGUACAGCUGAGCAGACCAUUCUGUGCUCAAGGGACCGCAUCGUCAGACCUCACCACCACGCUGUUGAAGCUGAGUGCGGACCGCUCCUUCAUAGCACCAGGCGAGGAUAAUAGCCAAGCAAUCAGACAUGGGAGGUCGUGCGUCUAUGGGCCCCUAGGUGAAGAACUCAAAAAGAACAUUUUAGAGCAAUGGUGGACUUCUGUCAACCGGUCAAAAGCGCAAGUGUUUGGUAUAAACUCUUUACACCAUGGUCCAAGUGACGAGGGUCUGAAGUUGGUGGAUGCCAGUGCCAUUGAACAAUUAGUCAAUGCGGAUCUGAGUAAAGCUGAAAUACUUGCCAGUCUACAGCAGCUUGUUCAACACAGUUCUUCAGUCCGCACAAACCUGCUUCAAGGGGCUCUAGUGCAGUGUCUGCCCUCUCUGGAUCUGGUGGGCAGGAAGCUCCCCUUCGGCAUCGCGGAGGCUGGCACCUGCUACCACAUCUCUGACUCGAGCACAUCUGGCAUUGGCCGUACCUUGGAGUGGACAGAAGCCUCUCUGGUGUGGUUCUGCUCCCCGCGCACCUCAUCCCAGUGGCUAGACCACUGGACACGACAACGCUUAAAAUGGUGGCGGAAGUUUGCCUUGAGCCCGUCUGACUUCAGCUCCAGUGAUGUGGAGGAAGGAGAGUUGCUGCGUGGCGCGUCUCGAGGGGUGCGCUUGACCUACAGGUUCCCCUGGGGAGACGAGGCCCUGGAGAGCCUGUGGAGCAUGGGGGACGCCGAGCUCCUGAAGGCCCAUGGGAAUGCCAAAACCAAGCUGCAGUGCAAAGAUGGGAGGAAGUUGGUUGUGCCUCACGUGAUCGCUCUCCGUGGGAAUGUGGACUGGGGCCUGCUGGCCUACCUCUUCAACGCCCUGCAGCUGGAGAAGAAACCGCUCAGCAAGCAACGGACUCACCAAAGAAAGGUGCUGAAACUGCACCCCACUCUCGCUCCAGUUAAAGUUGCCCUUGACAUGGGCAGAGGAGCUACAGUUGAAUUAAGACAGGUUUGUGAGGGUUUGCUGACAGAGCUGCUUGAGGGAAACAUCUCUGUGUGGCCAGGCUACCUUGAGACGCCCCAGUCGCUGGAGCAGUUGCACUCCAAGUACGACGAGAUGGGUGUCCUCUUCUCCAUCAUGAUCAGCGAGGGCACGCUGGAGAACGGCCUGCUGCUCGUACGCAGCCGUGACACCACCAUCAGAGAGACCAUGCACAUCUCAGAAGUCAAGAAAUACCUCCACAAAUACAUCAGUGCAAAUGUAUAACAUGGGAACUUUAUAUGACUUUUCUUCACUGUGCCAACAUUUCGUCCCCAAUGUAGUAUUAUGUUGCCUGUUACGGUAUUGUUUAUAACUUCACUCAUGACAGAAUUCAGGUCCAGAGUACAGUGAUAUGUCUUGCAAUAGGCCUGUGCCUCGUUCUAUAUUUUUGUAUACACACAGAGAGAGUAUUAAACAUUUAAACUUGUACAUA